Amphimedon queenslandica is the source of this 1419-nucleotide messenger RNA. Its product is annotated as E3 ubiquitin-protein ligase TRIM33-like. The transcript has a single exon. Gene Ontology annotation, molecular function: zinc ion binding. Bases 1 to 1419 code for a protein of 472 amino acids. The record is from RefSeq and is a predicted model, not a curated record. NCBI's taxonomy places the organism in Eukaryota, Metazoa, Porifera, Demospongiae, Haplosclerida, Niphatidae.
AUGGCUGAGCAGUCCACGACUUGUAGCUCUUGUUUAAAGCUCUAUACUGACCCUCGCGUCCUUCCUUGUCUUCAUACUUAUUGUCUGAAGUGCAUUGAAGGACUCAGUGUGGAUGAAUCCAGUCUGACCUGCCCUCAGUGUAAAGCAAAGCACCAACUCCCUACAGCUCCGUAUCCAGUGAAUCUAUUCGCUCUUUCAGACGUGGAGGAGGCUAAAGAUAAGACAGGAGACUAUAUAGAAGAAGAAACUGAGUUGAUAUGUGGGUUUUGCACUACAGGUGAUGCUGCCGUGGGCUACUGCAUUGAGUGCGGUGAGUACUUGUGUGAAUGCUGUCGUGAUGUCAUUCAUAAGAGAGGGAAAAUGUUUUCAAGCCAUAAAGUAGUUUCAACCGGAGAAGCAGCAUCCCUGAAAAGGGACAUCAUUCCUACGCCUGAUAAUUCUGGACCACAUUGCACCAUUCAUGCAGAAUACAAGAUUGAAGUAUACUGCAGGACUUGUGUCUCUUUUGUAUGUUGCAAAUGUGUAUUGGAACAUCCACACAAGGAACAUGAGAACUUGCUAAUUAGAGAAUCAAUUGAAGAAGUGGCUGAAAAGAUGGGUUUGCUCUUAGAAGCUGCAAAAUCCAAGGCUUGUAAAGCCGAAGCUUGUUUGAGCCUUUUGACGAAAGUUGAGGAACUAGCACUUGGUGAACAGCACACAGUACGCAUGAAAAUGAAAGCUUUCUUUGAUGAACUGAUGACAAUUCUGGAAGAUAUAUUCAGAGAUGACAAUAAGAAAAUAUCAUCUGCAAAAGACAGCAUUGCAAUGAUCCUUUCUCAAGUUGGAAGCUGUCUUUCCUUGAGCACUUGCAUUCAAGACCAAAUAGGAAAUGAUCGAUAUUUGCUGCUAGUUAAUCAGUUGUUACAGUGUCUGGUCAGCAUAGAGGAUGCUAAUUUGACUAGCCCUGUAAAGGAGGCAUGGCAUAUUAACAGCACCAGCUAUCACUUCAAAGACAAGUUAAACACACUUUGCAACCUGACUAACUUUGCUGAACUUAAAAAAGAAAAGGAGAAUGCUACUUGCAGAGCUGCUACACGAUUGGUUCCUUUCUCUGAAGUAAUAAGAACCGAUGCUGUUUUUGAUCAACCUUUUGCCAGCCUUUCUUCAGAAUGGUCCAUAAAUUGCUCAAAUCAUCCUGAUUCCUCUCCACUGGUCAAAGGCAUCACUGAUAAUAAGAUCACAAUAGAGUUUAGACCAAAGCAUGAAGGGAAAUACACCUUUCAUUUGUCUCCAGUUGGGACUUCGUUCAUUGUUAAGUUUGAUGUAAAUAUUGUAGGCAGUCAAGGGCAAGUAUCUAAGGCAACUAAACGUAGCAGUGAAGCUAAUAACAGUCCACGGAUCAGCAAAAAAUUGAGGAUAGGAUUGGAUGAUCUAAAGUGA